Molecule: messenger RNA, 480 nt
Organism: Loa loa (African eye worm)
Lineage: Eukaryota; Metazoa; Nematoda; Chromadorea; Rhabditida; Onchocercidae
Exons: 5
Coding region: 1-480 (159 amino acids)
Source: RefSeq, a predicted model, not a curated record
AUGCAAACGCAUCGUUCUCAACACGAGGCUUCCGAAUUAAGACUAUACGUCGAUUCGUUUGUGGAUGAUAGAGAAAAUAGCGUCAUCGGCAAAAAAAUUGGUCGCAUCGUUCGAGAUAUCGAAAGUGAUAGCGAAAUCAAAAAAACAACACACGAAAGGAAAAAUACUCGUGAAACCUUAAACGUAACAUUAUUUGGAAAAACCGAUUUCUGUACGGAUGAUCCUCCAGCUAUGUUAGGACCACACUCCGGUCUAGCAACAUUAACAAAUUUCGAAAACAAUUAUGCUACGUUUGCAACAUUGAAAGCAGUAGUCGAUGUUAAAAAAUAUGACAUGAUCAGCGCGAAUCUACAAGAGAACAUCAAAAGUCAUCUGCAAAUGCUCACCGAAGAAUUCCGUCGUUACUUUCCGGAAUAUAACUGGACUGAAUCGAAAGGUGCCCAAAAGCUGAUCCGCAAUUCUUUUGAUAUUACUGUUUAA